GAGGAUUCAUAAACAGGGGUUGAUCUCCUAGUUUUAAAACGCCUCUCUCAAUUCAGACCUUCAAGUAGCGUAGUGUUAGAACUCAACCACAACUCACUGACCGCCGCAUCAUUCAGAGAAAACUAGAGCCGCCUCACCGGACAAAAGUUGAAUGGACUUGAUUCCACGGACAUCUCAGUGUUUUCAUUAUUAACUUUCCAGGACGUCUUCCCACUUGUUUUGUCGGGACUUGAACUUCUUUAAACUUUAUACACGACACGUCCUUUGCUGACAAGACCACUGUGCAACAACAACAAAAUAUCUGGGAUUUUUUAGGAGAAAGAUAUCAGAAGGAACUCUAACAAAUGCAAAACUAUAUGUAUGAGAAGGCGAUGGCACCCGAAACGAGAAACGGAGGAACGUCCACGUUAAAUAACAACGGCGUAAACAACAGCAAGAGGAAACUUUUAAUAGCACUAGACAUCUUCUGCCUUGUCCUGGCUGUCCUGCCUUUCCUGAUAAUUGAAACUAGCACAAUCAAGCCGUACCACCGCGGGUUUUACUGCAGUGACCAGUCCAUCCAGUACCCGUAUAAAAACGGGGACACCAUAAGCGAUGCCGUGCUCUGUGCCGCUGGCAUUCUAAUUGUCAUCUUCUCCAUUGUGAUUGGCGAAUGCUACAGGAUCCAUUACCUGAGCCAGGGCUCCAAAUCGUUCGUGGGAAACCCGUACGUCUCCGCCCUUUACAGACAAGUGGGUGUGUUCAUCUUCGGCUGCGCUGUCAGCCAGUCGUUCACAGACAUCGCCAAGGUCUCGGUUGGACGCAUGAGGCCACACUUCCUAGACGUUUGUCAGCCAAACUACUCUACCAUCGACUGCUCUAUGGGAUAUAUUACUGAAUACACAUGCACUGGAGAUGCCGGCAAAGUACAAGAGGCCAGGAAAUCCUUCUUUUCCGGACAUGCUUCAUUUUCAAUGUACACCAUGCUCUACCUGGCAUUCUACCUACAGUCUCGGUUCACAUGGCGAGGAGCCCGUCUCUUGAGGCCCCUGCUCCAGUUUACUUUGCUGAUGAUGGCCUUCUACACCGGUUUAUCACGAGUGUCUGAUCACAAGCACCACCCCACUGAUGUCUUAGCUGGCUUUGCUCAAGGAGCCCUGGUGGCCUACUGCAUAGUCUUUUAUGUAUCGGAUCUCUUCAAACCCAAAGCUAAGACGGCCACCCCGCCGCCCUCGCCAAUAAAGAAAGAGCUGCUCCCUUCUUCUGACAUCAUCGAGAGGAACAACCAUCACAACAUGGUGUAGGAUGGAGGACCGGGAGGCUGCUUUCCUAAUCUCCCAGUCCCGCACUCCACCCCUUCCUGAUCCCCUGAAGAAAACCAGAACAGCCACCUGUGACGGAGGAGGACGCCUCCUCUCUUUCUCAUCUGACAGUAGAAUGUAGGCACAGGACAGAGACAAUCCUAUUGACUCUUAUUACAAAUGACCUCACAAUCCAAGAGCCCAAUUCGAAAGGCCAAACAGACACAAAGCUAACGAAAAAAAACAAGCCAAUUCUCCUUCAGAAUGUCGCGGAGGAUGACCGAAGUAUUGAACGACAAGGAGAGCGUGAAUGUGAGGCUGGUCGCAUGACCGGCGCUUCUCUCCUUUUGUCCUUUGUAGCCUUUCAGGAA
Messenger RNA from Danio aesculapii, 1651 nucleotides. RefSeq names its product phospholipid phosphatase 3 (gene plpp3). NCBI's taxonomy places the organism in Eukaryota, Metazoa, Chordata, Actinopteri, Cypriniformes, Danionidae. Gene Ontology annotation, biological process: phospholipid dephosphorylation; phospholipid metabolic process; canonical Wnt signaling pathway. The transcript is spliced from 6 exons. Bases 345 to 1283 code for a protein of 312 amino acids. Gene Ontology annotation, molecular function: phosphatidate phosphatase activity. The record is from RefSeq and is a predicted model, not a curated record.